Messenger RNA from Oncorhynchus tshawytscha (Chinook salmon), 5301 nucleotides. Its product is annotated as muscarinic acetylcholine receptor M3. The coding region runs from base 515 to 2389 and encodes 624 amino acids. Gene Ontology annotation, biological process: G protein-coupled receptor signaling pathway, coupled to cyclic nucleotide second messenger; saliva secretion; chemical synaptic transmission. Gene Ontology annotation, cellular component: dendrite; plasma membrane; synapse. The transcript is spliced from 3 exons. Gene Ontology annotation, molecular function: G protein-coupled acetylcholine receptor activity; G protein-coupled serotonin receptor activity. The record is from RefSeq and is a predicted model, not a curated record. Lineage: Eukaryota; Metazoa; Chordata; Actinopteri; Salmoniformes; Salmonidae.
CCUUGCAUUCCACACAGAGCUCCUGGAAUGAUCAAUGAAUUCUCGAUAAAACAACGGUUGUGCCACCUGCUGGCACGUCAUUGUCCUCCUGGCCAAUCACACUAAUGUACCCGGAGAGACACUUCCCGUGCGCUCCUGGAGAUUCCACAGCCUUCCGUGAUUAGUGCCCGGUCCUUGGCGGGUACGCUGACCCGGGAACAGACUACAGUUAAGCAAGGCGCGAGCGGCAAGGCUGGGCACACUGUCCGAGGGCUUCAACGACUUUGUUUGGACUGACCUAUGAAACUGUGGCGAACUGUGGACUGCGUCCUUAUGCCAAAUAUAUCGUCCUCGGCUUUAUCCGUCAAUUAAUACCGUUGUUUGUAAGAGACACCAUGACCCAGUCGGAGGAUAAGCACUCACAAGUGGACGGCACAGAUACUGAAAUGGACGUCAUAGACGCUGAAAUGCACUCCACUGAAAGGUGACUUCCAGCCACUUCACCUUCCCAAACUUUUGAAUAUGCCAGGACUUCAUGAUGAGCUCCAACAGCACAGACCCUGGCCUCUACCUGACCAUCAGCUCCCCAGGAAUGGGCAUCAUCUACCCAGACACCAACACUCUCCACAGGGACCCCUGGCCAGAGCUAACCGGCCCGGAUGACAAGGACUCCUUCCUCAGUGGCCUCUUCAACCUCACAGGCUCGCUCAAUGAGACGGUGUCCUCUCUGACCUACGACCCUCUGGGGGGUCACACAGUGUGGCAGGUGGUCCUCAUUGUCUUCCUCACUGGCCUCCUGUCCCUGGUCACCAUCAUUGGCAACAUCCUGGUGGUGGUAUCCUUCAAGGUCAACCGCCAGCUCAAGACUGUCAACAACUACUUCCUGCUCAGCUUGGCUGUGGCUGACCUCAUCAUCGGGGUCAUCUCCAUGAACCUUUACACCACCUACAUCAUCAUGGGCCAGUGGGCCCUGGGCAACUGGGCCUGUGACCUGUGGCUGGCUAUUGACUAUGUGGCCAGUAACGCAUCCGUCAUGAACCUGCUGGUCAUCAGCUUUGACCGUUACUUCUCCAUCACCCGGCCCCUCACCUACCGCGCCAAGCGGACCACACGGCGGGCUGUCCUGAUGAUUGGCCUGGCCUGGUUCGUGUCCCUGGUCCUUUGGGCCCCAGCCAUCCUGUUCUGGCAGUACUUUGUGGGGGAGCGCACAGUGCCCCCUGAUAAGUGCUACAUCCAGUUCCUCUCAGAGCCCAUCAUUACAUUCUGCACGGCCAUGGCUGCCUUCUACCUGCCUGUCACUAUUAUGAGUGUGCUCUACUGGCGUAUCUACAGGGAGACACAGAACCGCGCGCAGGAGCUGGCUGGUCUGCAGGGCUCAGGGAGCCGAGGCAGGGGAGGGGAGAGGGCUCACUUCGUCCACCACCAGGCUGGUAGUGCCAGGAGCUGCAGCAGCUACGAGUUGACCCAGUCCUCCCAGAGAAAGAGCCCUGGCCGGGCGCUGGCCGCACGAUUCCACUGCUGGCCCAUGAUGCGCUCCUGGAGGCCUGGCAGCACCCGGCCUGGGGAAGGGGACGCUGACCACAGCAGCAGCGACAGCUGGAACAACAACAAUGCCAGGCUGUCGGUGGAACACUCAGGCUCGUCUGAGGACGAGGAGGGAAACGGUAGAGGGAUGAUGCCUCAGGACCACGCCAUCUUCUCCAUAGUCCUCAACCUGCCGGGGAUGAAGGCAGCCGUCAACUCCCACCUCACCUCCUGCGAGGACCUGGACCUAGCCUCAGAAGAGGACCCCCUAAGGGGGGAGGAGGACAGCCGGGAUGGCCUCUCUACCACCACCACUACUAUCACCCCUGAUGGGGCCAACACAGACAACAGCAGCUACCACCAACGCUUCCCCUCCCGGAUAUCCAAAGUCCAGUCCAUGCCUGCCCUCCAGGCCACCAGAGUGGGGCCGCUCUCUGGCUCCUCUGCCACCACCACCAAAUCACCCUCGGCGCCCAUCUCCUUCAAAGACGCAGCUCUAGCCAAGAGAUUCGCCUCUAGGGCAAGGACGCAGAUCACCAAGCGCAAGCGCAUGUCUCUGGUGAAGGAGAAGAAGGCGGCACAGACCCUCAGCGCCAUCCUGUUUGCCUUCAUCAUCACAUGGACACCCUACAACAUCAUGGUGCUAGUCAACACCUUCUGUAAUGGCUGCAUCCCCGAGGCUCUGUGGGCGCUGGGCUACUGGCUGUGCUACGUCAACAGCACCGUCAACCCCAUGUGCUACGCUCUGUGCAACAAGACCUUCCGCACCACCUUCAAGAUGAUACUGCUCUGUCGCUGGGACCAGCGCAAGCGGCGGAGGAAGCAGCAGUUCCAGGAACGGCAGUCCGUAGUGUUCCACAGGAGAAUUCCUAAAGACUCAACGUAGCGGGAUAUAGACCCAGUGGGCAUCUGGUGAUGAUGAUGAUGAUGAUAAUGAUGUUAAUGAUGAUGAGUCUGGGAUCUAACAGGACAGUGGAUGGAUGAGGCAUCCUAAAGGUUCUGUCUGUGGUUUUUAACUGCACAGAGAUUCCCAGGGAGGCGGCCAUAUUGUUGCUGUGGUGUCUGAUGUUCUCUGUGGAGCCACGACCUCCACAGUGACAUAUUCCUCUGUUUCUUCAAGAGAGCUCCCGUGGUGAUAGCUUCCUCUAGAUUGUUCCAGUUCUCAGCAUUUCAGAGAAGUGCAGCUGAAAGGACUGACAGUGAAAACCAAUAGAACAAGGGCUUAAAAUGCAAUGAGGGGACAAUUCAAAGUGCAAUUGAUACCUAGGGAGAUAAUAUGAUAUAAUAUGUGUUUUGGAUUUGGGGUUUUCCAUUUCUUACCAUUUUCUUCUCAGUGGUAGAGCUGUAUCGUACAGAGCAGUUGGGGUUUUCUAAGUAAACUGUACAUCUGUUAUAUCGCAUUGAAAGACAAGUCCAAAACAUUGUGCGUCAAUAGACUGCAUCGUAUUGAUUUUGAGCUCCCUUUUGGCUGAGCUAGAUGUUUUUGUUAUUUUUUACUCUGACUUCUGUACAUUGCCUUCAACUUGGUUAUAGCUUUCUUGUGUCUUAUAAAAUGAGAGAAUUUAAAACAAAACGGUGUCCUAUUUGUGACAACCGGUGUUUCAAAGUUGAUGGUUAUUUUUGUGUAAUAAAUUGGUCUAUAGAUUUUCGUCUAUAGAUUGUGAGCCAGUCUGAAAAUAUUUCUGAGUACCUCAGUGAGCUGGUAUUGUGUUCAAUGUGAGUUGUGGUUUACAUGCUGGAGACAGUAAGUGCAUCAAUUUCUUCAAUUGUUGUUAAUGUACCCAAGGUUUUUGAGUAAUGGUAAUAUGAUAUUUCUAACUUGAUACCUAAUGAUUAAUUGUACGCUAAAGAGAUUGGUCAUUAUGAAUUGUAAUGUUUUGAUUAUAUUUGAAAUAAUAUUUGAAAAGGUUUCUCCAUUUUUUCUCACUGGCUGUCCAAAUGUAAUUCCCUAAGUAAAAGAUUGGUCUGUGGUCUCUAGAUGAAGUCUCUAGCUCCUAGAGGAUUUAGCAGUGCCAGAGCAGCAUCUGCUGGAUGAAUAGAAUUCUACACUCUAGUAACUUCCAGCUUACUUCCAUCAGGGAAAUGCUGUUGUAGGUCCAUAAGACAGUGGGAGAUUCCGUUUUGGAUCUGUCUGUCCUCCAGUCCUCCGCCCUCCUCUCCUCGGUGACACGGAAACCGAAAAGUGGUAGGAGAGUUUCAAUUCAGAGGAUGCUCAGCUGCAUCCUUACACGGAAGAGUUUUGAAAUCUGCCACACACCCUUUGAAACAGCAGUUGUUUUCUCAGAGUAGAAAAGCAUGCACACAUUUAAAAAAGGAUGUGUUACUUAUCCUUUCAUCUAUAAAUUGUCUAGUUCAACUCGCUACAUGUUUAACACUUUACACUGGUAUUUUGGGAUUCCACCUCUGUAAACAUAAUUUGCAUGAUGAUGCAUUAGAGAGAGGAGAGUCUCAUUUAAUUUCAUAUCAGCGUCAUGUUUCCACAUUCUCAUCUUGCCUCCCCGCCUCAAUUCUCUGAGAUUUUUCUGAAGGAGGUGAGGAGAGGACAGAAGAGAGGAAUCUAGGAAAUCCAACAGAGAUUCUCCCAUAGCUGAGAAUAGGUAAGAAACUUAAAAGAAAAUGGUUAGACCCGUUUAGCCUUGCUACAUAUGGCAUAUGGAUGGUUAGACUAGUUUAGCCCUGCUACAUAUGGCAUAUGGAUGGUUAGACUAGUUUAGCCCUGCUACAUAUGGCAUAUGGAUGGUUAGACUAGUUUAGCCCUGCUACAUAUGGCAUAUGGAUGGUUAGACUAGUUUAGCCCUGCUACAUAUGGCAUAUGGAUGGUUAGACUAGUUUAGCCCUGCUACAUAUGGCAUAUGGAUGGUUAGACUAGUUUAGCCCUGCUACAUAUGGCAUAUGGAUGGUUAGACUAGUUUAGGCCUGCUACAUAUGGCAUAUGGAUGGUUAGACUAGUUUAGGCCUGCUACAUAUGUCAUAUGGAUGGUUAGACUAGCUUAGGCCUGCUACAUAUGGCAUAUGGAUGGUUAGACUAGCUUAGGCCCGCUACAUAUGGCAUAUAGAUGGUUAGACUAGUUUAGGCCUGCUACAUAUGGCAUAUGGAACUGAAAAGUGGUGCUCUUUUCAUCUUACGUCACAAAGCCAGUGAUUUCCAUCAAGUUAUUUGACCGUGCAAACAGUGUGAUUUAAGGUGAUUUGUCUACAUGUUUUUAAUAAUACCCAGUGCUAAAACAAUGGAAUAGCUCCAUUUUAAAAUGUAUUGUCAUACUAUGUGAUGCACCAUGCUUCAGGCCAGAACCGGAUGAAUACAGAAAAUAUUAACAACCCGGCAUCUUUUUGUGUAUGGAUUUUGCUGUUUAAGUGUAUGUAUUACACUUAGGUUUGUAAAUGGAUAGUGAAAGCAAAUAACAUACAUGUACCACAGGCAUGUUGAGUGAUGACUAUGUGAUAUUGAGAAGAAUGGCAGAAUGCUACCGUGUGGGUUAACACUUUAUAAUAAUGUUCAGACAGGAACAUUAUUAUAAAGUGUUACCCAGUGGGGUAUGUACGCCAGAUAAAGUUGAAAAAUGAGAGAAAUUAUUCAGUGUCUGAAAUGCCAAUGGAUAUUUCUUCUACUUUCAAUAUGUGAUACAGUGUUACUAUACUCCUGAUAAAGUGAGGUGUUUGUUUGGGAUGUGAACUACAGUACCUGAAGUAAGAUCAAAUUAAUAGCAAACUAUAACUUUUAUUGUUUUUUGUUACAUUUCAAUUAUGCUAAUCGUACCCAUGUUAUAAGUGAAUAAACAAAAAAUAUUUUUAUUGACA